AAGAGAUGAAAGAUGGUUGGUUUAAGCUAAUCUUGAUAAUCCUAUUUUCAUUCGCACAUACUUAAGUUUUUAGUCUUUCUUAAAACUAGAGGUGGAAAUGUGAAAUUUAUCACAUGAGAAAUUUAUCAUUGUCAUUUAUAGUGGCCAUCAGAAAAGAUAAUGAAAUAAGACUUUUGAUUCUUACUUAUAUAAUCCAAUGUCAGUAAAUAUAAGCACUAAUGAAUGCUGACUUGAAUGCUCAGGGUUUUCUUGAAAAUUCUAAAUUCUGUGAUAAAUAAUUGACCACUGUGACAACAGAACGUAAGUCAUUAAAGUGCAUUCCAUUACAGUAAGUUGGCAGGAGUUCAAACAGUUCUCUGCAAAUUUGUUUAACUGCGUAGAUUAAAUGGCAAUAUAUUUUCUAUAAUGAAACUUGUUGAAAUGAGAGGGAAUCAGCUAUUUACAAUCAUGGCAUAACUACCUAGGCACUCAGCAUCUCGAUGAAAACUGUUGGAAAAGAAAAACUUUCAGAGUCAUUCUGCCCUCAGAGUAGUCAAGCCAACUAAACUGUAUAUUACUGGAAACUUCAGAAGAAAAUGAGGGAGUUUCAGAAAGGAACUGAAGAGGUUGAUGACUGAAAAGGAUGAUUGAACACCAAAAUCUGCAGUUGAUUAGGAUGCAGACGUGGAAAGGAAGCAUGUAUAUAAAUAAAAGGGCCUUUCUGUAUAGAGCCUACAAACAUCGUGAAUGUGAAUCAUGUCAUUCAGAGGGUUAGUGACCAUGCCUCUGCCAUGAACAAGAGAAUUCAUUACUACAGCCGGCUCACCACUCCUGCAGACAAGGCACUGAUUGCCCCAGACCAUGUAGUUCCAGCUCCAGAAGAGUGCUAUGUGUAUAGUCCAUUGGGCUCUGCUUAUAAACUUCAAAGUUACACUGAAGGAUACGGUAAAAACACCAGUUUAGUAACCAUUUUUAUGAUUUGGAAUACCAUGAUGGGAACAUCUAUACUAAGCAUUCCUUGGGGCAUAAAACAGGCUGGAUUUACUACUGGAAUGUGUGUCAUCAUACUGAUGGGCCUUUUAACACUUUAUUGCUGCUACAGAGUAGUGAAAUCACGGACUAUGAUGUCUUCGUUGGAUACCACUACCUGGGAAUAUCCAGAUGUCUGCAGACAUUAUUUCGGCUCCUUUGGGCAGUGGUCGAGUCUCCUUUUCUCCUUGGUGUCUCUCAUUGGAGCAAUGAUAGUUUAUUGGGUGCUUAUGUCAAAUUUUCUUUUUAAUACUGGAAAGUUUAUUUUUAAUUUUAUUCAUCACAUUAAUGACACAGACACUAUACUGAGUACCAAUAAUAGCAACCCUGUGAUUUGUCCAAGUGCCGGGAGUGGAGGCCAUCCUGACAACAGCUCUAUGACUUUCUAUGCCAAUGACACAGGAGCCCAACAGUUUGAAAAGUGGUGGGAUAAGUCCAGGACAGUGCCCUUUUAUCUUGUAGGGCUCCUCCUUCCACUGCUCAAUUUCAAGUCUCCUUCAUUUUUUUCAAAAUUUAAUAUCCUAGGCACAGUGUCUGUCCUUUAUUUGAUUUUCCUUGUCACCUUUAAGGCUGUUCGCUUGGGAUUUCAUUUGGAAUUUCAUUGGUUUAUACCAACAGAAUUUUUUGUACCAGAGAUAAGAUUUCAGUUUCCACAGCUGACUGGAGUGCUUACCCUUGCUUUUUUUAUUCAUAAUUGUAUCAUCACACUCUUGAAGAACAACCAGAAACAAGAAAACAAUGUGAGGGACUUGUGCAUUGCUUAUAUGCUGGUGACAUUAACUUAUCUCUAUAUUGGAGUCCUGGUUUUUGCUUCAUUUCCUUCACCACCAUUAUCCAAAGAUUGUAUUGAGCAGAAUUUUUUAGACAACUUCCCUAGCAGUGACACCCUGUCCUUCAUUGCAAGGAUAUUCCUGCUGUUCCAGAUGAUGACUGUAUACCCACUCUUAGGCUACCUGGCUCGUGUCCAGCUUUUGGGCCAUAUCUUCGGUGACAUUUAUCCUAGCAUUUUCCACGUGCUGAUUCUUAAUCUAAUUAUUGUGGGAGCUGGAGUGAUCAUGGCCUGUUUCUACCCAAACAUAGGAGGGAUCAUAAGAUAUUCAGGAGCAGCAUGUGGACUGGCCUUUGUAUUCAUAUACCCAUCUCUCAUCUAUAUAAUUUCCCUCCACCAAGAAGAGCGUCUGACAUGGCCUAAAUUAAUCUUCCACGUUUUCAUCAUCAUUUUGGGUGUGGCUAACCUGAUUGUUCAGUUUUUUAUGUGAAAUACCUCAACUGUUUUUUUCAAGAGCUCUCAUGAUAUUUUGAGCCUUGACAACAGUUCUAUAUAAACUCACUUGUAAAUGCUGCUGUUGUGUAAUUCUAAAUAUUUUCUAAGAUAAUUUGAAAGCAAGGGAAAUAGUGGCCCCUUAAUAAGUAUUUUUUUAUUGGGGUGGGGAAAGGGGCAAAAAGAAUGAUCUUGGUGUCUUUACCUUUCUCAUAUUAACUCACCUCUUUAUUCUGUGGUCUUUUCUGAAUAGAAAUGUAUGCCCUAGGAAGAAAUCAUGCUGGGUUUUGCUUUUAGAGAUAAAAGGUGGUGGAUUUAUUUUGCCUGCAGUAAAGAUUCUCAGGGUGUCAGAGCAGCAUAUUGCCAAAUCCUGCUUCUGUUUUAUGUUUCAGUGUAUUCACUUUCAUUUUCUUACUUACUAGACCAUUUCUGCAGUUUGCCCAAACCUCUACUGUUUGGGACAGUAAGCCAAAUACCUCAUUUUUAAAAAGAAGUUUUCAUGGCAUCAGUGUUAAUAAAGUACAUUUUUAACUGAGUCUUAAUCUCUAUUUGAAGAAAAAGUAGAGACAAAAGUAAUGUCAAUGUAAUCCCCAGGAUCAUGAAAUAUAUACAAAAUAAAUAAAGUAGGAGAGUUUGUUGCUGUCUAA
This is a messenger RNA of Pan troglodytes (chimpanzee), 2916 nucleotides long. RefSeq names its product solute carrier family 38 member 9 (gene SLC38A9). The transcript has 16 exons. Gene Ontology annotation, biological process: amino acid transmembrane transport. Bases 771 to 2267 code for a protein of 498 amino acids. The record is from RefSeq and is a predicted model, not a curated record. Gene Ontology annotation, molecular function: L-amino acid transmembrane transporter activity. Lineage: Eukaryota; Metazoa; Chordata; Mammalia; Primates; Hominidae. Gene Ontology annotation, cellular component: lysosomal membrane.